Molecule: messenger RNA, 1416 nt
Organism: Pseudomassariella vexata
Lineage: Eukaryota; Fungi; Ascomycota; Sordariomycetes; Amphisphaeriales; Pseudomassariaceae
Product: serine carboxypeptidase S28
Exons: 3
Coding region: 1-1416 (471 amino acids)
Biological process (GO): proteolysis
Molecular function (GO): dipeptidyl-peptidase activity; serine-type exopeptidase activity
Source: RefSeq, a predicted model, not a curated record
AUGGAUAAUGAUGACUUGGACAUAAUCGGCAAUGCUACCUUCAACCAGAACGUGUGCCACGAUGACGUAUCCAAAGGGACGUUUGAGCAGAGAUUUUGGUGGGAUGCGUCUCACUACAAGCCCGGCGGGCCAGUCUUUGUUUUCAACCCCGGAGAACAGUCUGCAGAUGGAAUGAUGGGUUACUUGGGUAACAAAAGUCUUCCAGGCUAUUAUGCACAACAAUUGGGUGGAGCCGCCAUCCUCAUAGAGCACAGAUACUGGGGCAAGAGUAUACCAUUCGACUCUCUUGAUGCGGAGACUCUGCAGUACCACACUCUUCCGAAUGCAAUGAAGGACAUGACGAACUUCGCACUCAACGCCGAGCUCGAUUUUUGCGAGGACGGCGACUGCAACGCCAACGACGUUCCCUGGGUAUUCAUCGGCGGCUCCUACGCAGGUGCUUUGUCGGCGUGGAUUUCUCAGAAAGAGCCUGGCGUUUUCGCCGCAUACCACGCCUCCUCCGCUGUUGUCGAGGCCAUCAGUGACUUCUGGACAUACUUCUCCCCCAUCGAGCAAGCUCUGCCCACCAACUGCAGCAAUGACGUCAAGGCUGUCGUAAGCUACGUCGACCAUGUCUUUACCAACGGAGACGACGAUGACGUCCUGGAACUGAAGACCAAGUUCAACCUGCAAAAUCUCAACGCAGCCGACUUUGCCGACAUCCUCGCCAACCCGGUUAGUGAGUGGCAGAGUAACCAAAGCGCAGUUCUUGCUUUCUGCGACUACAUCGAGACACACGCCGGAACUUCCAAAGCUGUCUUGAACAACGGAGCCGGUGUCGGUCUAGUUGCUGCCCUCGAUGCGUACGCCGCGUACAUCAACGAGACGGUAAAUUGCGGCGCCGACGGCAGUGCCUGUGACACGUACGACGAAGAAAUCCAAUGGAACGACCCCAAGGACUUCGAUUCCAGACCCUGGCAAUGGAUGCUCUGCAACGAGCCAUUCGGCUGGUGGCAGGUCGGCCCCGGCGUUUCAGACGGCAACAACAUCGUUUCCAACCAGAUGCGGCCCCAGCAUUACACUCGGAGGUGCCCGCUCUACUUCCCUAAGACGAACGACUACACUUUCGGCAUGGACGAAGGCUUCACUGAGGAGCACCUGAACCAGUGGACCAAAGGCUGGGAUGCCCCUUACGAGAAGGUUAUCUUUGUCAAUGGCGAAUUGGACCCCUGGCGCUCUGCCACCGUUGCCAGUGAUUACCGUCCCGGAGGCUAUGUCAACGACACGGACUCGCCGUCUUUUGUUGUUGAGGGUGGCGUCCACUGUCCUGAGUUGUGGAUCGACAAGACCGACCCCUACACUUGGCCUGUCAUCGAGAGCAGUAUGAAGAUCAUGAAGAAUUGGCUGUCUGAGUGGCAGAAGCCAUCCAAGGCAUAG